CUCUAUCUAUCUAUGAUCAUUUCUUCUUUGUGUCUUAGAUUCUGAUUCUUGAUUGGUUUCUCCAUUUUUGGCAAGUUGUUUCUUGAAUUGCAAUAAUGGCUAGAAGCUGGGUUAUUGACAUUGGAGGACUUGCAAAGAAAGUGAAGAAUAAUACAUUGCCAUUAGCUGAUCAAAUCAAUGACUGUGGAGCAUAUUGUGAAUGUCCAAUAUGUCAUUAUCACAUUGAUAACAUUGAUGUUUCUCCUGAGUGGCCAGGCUUUCCGGCCGGCGUGAAGUUUGAUCCUUCCGACAUAGAACUGUUAGAACAUUUGGCAGCAAAAUGUUGUGUUGGGAACAAAGUGCCUCAUGCCUUUAUCCAAGAUUUCAUCCCAACACUAGAAGGAGACCAAGGAAUAUGCUACACACAUCCAGAAAAUCUUCCAGGUGCUAAGAAAGAUGGGGCCAGUGUUCAUUUCUUUCACAAAACAACUAAUGCAUAUGCUACCGGACAACGAAAGCGUCGAAAGAUUAAUCAUCAACUAGGCCUAAGUGAGGAGCAUGUUCGCUGGCAUAAGACCGGUAAGACCAAAGCUGUAACAGAAAAUGGAGUACACAAGGGCUUCAAGAAGAUCAUGGUUCUUUACGUAAGGCCUAAGAGAGGAGCAAAGCCGAAUAAAUCGAAAUGGGUGAUGCAUCAGUACCAUCUAGGGAGUGAAGAAGGUGAGAAGGAAGGUGAAUAUGUGGUUUCAAAGAUUUUCUAUCAGCAGCAGAAGAAAACUAAGAAGAAUAAGCUGAAUCCAUUGGUGGCUGAAGAUUCUGUCAUGGCAUUACAAGCAAGUCCAAGAACACCGAAUCCAAAUCCACCAAAACGGCCUCGGACAGGAAAAUCUGUUGAUUUUGAAGAAACUGACCUUAUGCUAUUCACUCAGGGUGGAAAGCCUACUAUUCAUGGAGAAUCACUUGAACCACCACCAUCUGAAGUUCAUGGUGAUGAAAAUAAUGGAGGCUUUAACAACACUGCAUUGUUAUCUGUUGAAACACAACCUGUCAACUCUGACUUUAUUGGAUUGGAUGAUAUCUUACUAUGCAAGGAACAGACAUUAGAUUCUUCUUCUGCUCACCUAAAUGAUUCGGGUUUGAAGUCCAACAAUCUGAAAGGCUUUGCUUGCAAUGCAAAUGGAAAUGCAGGUGAAUUGUUUGGGGAUGUGAAUGAUUGUUAUGGAAUUUCAGUGCUGGAUAACCUGGGACUGGACAGUCCUCCCGAUUUUGAUCUUUCUAAUUUGCAAUUUUGUUCUCAAGACAAUAUCAUUGACCUUCAAUGGCUGGACAAACCAUAAUGUAUUUGCUGAACCAAGUUGUAUUUGACACCAAUGCUAAUCCCAGAAGAGAUAUCAUUCAUAUAGUUGAAUCAUUUAGCUUA
This is a messenger RNA of Arachis duranensis, 1399 nucleotides long. RefSeq names its product SUPPRESSOR OF GAMMA RESPONSE 1. Gene Ontology annotation, cellular component: nucleus. Bases 96 to 1316 code for a protein of 406 amino acids. The transcript is spliced from 6 exons. Gene Ontology annotation, molecular function: transcription cis-regulatory region binding; DNA-binding transcription factor activity. The record is from RefSeq and is a predicted model, not a curated record. Gene Ontology annotation, biological process: regulation of DNA-templated transcription. Lineage: Eukaryota; Viridiplantae; Streptophyta; Magnoliopsida; Fabales; Fabaceae.